UAAAGACAGGAACAAAUAAAAAAACACCAAGCCGACAACAAUCUCGACGAGAGCUGCCCCCAUCUUGAGAGGCCUCCAGUUGUGACGCAUUUGAUAAGGUGACCGCUUUGAGGCCGCCUGCACCCAUUUCUGCACACAUUGUCCAAGGAGAGAGGCACAGUCACUUCCAGGCCCUUCUGGGAAAAAAAAUUCUCUUGAAAGAUUUUUCUCAACCAAGGAAUAUCAAAGGAAGUGCAUCCCAAUUGUAGUGGUGGAAUCAAAAGCAGCGCUAUGGAAACUUUGGAUGCUUCCACUCUAUCAGCUUCAGCUGUCAGCUAUGACCCUAAAACUGAGGCCGUGACGUUGCCGGGAGGCGUUGUCUCUGUGGCUGGCAUCGCCGUGGUAACCGGCGGCGUGGAGCUGUCCUGCGGCUCGUGCAUGCUGGCCUUCGGCUUUUGGGGCACGCUCAUCGGCUUCAGCUGCGUGGGCGUGGGUGCGUGGGACCAGCUGAACCACUUCAGUGAAGGAACCUCUCACUUACUGGCGCUGGGACUGGUGAUCCUGGCCCUCAGUAUUGCUGUGGUCGGGAGCGUGGUGGCCUUCUACGUCCUGACCAAGAGGAGGAGGGAGAUGAGGCGUAGAAAGAGGCAGGAUGGCAAGGAAGUACUUGUGCAGCAGAAUGUAGUUAAACGCCUCACGGUGUAAUUGACAGAUGAAAGAGAUUUAUAUUUGAUUGUGUAAUUAAAAUAAAUGUUAAGCAGACGUUCCUCUUGA
This is a messenger RNA of Phyllopteryx taeniolatus (common seadragon), 753 nucleotides long. RefSeq names its product transmembrane protein 100-like. Bases 271 to 684 code for a protein of 137 amino acids. Lineage: Eukaryota; Metazoa; Chordata; Actinopteri; Syngnathiformes; Syngnathidae. The transcript has 2 exons. The record is from RefSeq and is a predicted model, not a curated record.